Messenger RNA from Cordyceps militaris CM01, 2199 nucleotides. Its product is annotated as protein kinase activator Bem1, putative. NCBI's taxonomy places the organism in Eukaryota, Fungi, Ascomycota, Sordariomycetes, Hypocreales, Cordycipitaceae. Gene Ontology annotation, biological process: conjugation with cellular fusion. The record is from RefSeq and is a predicted model, not a curated record. Gene Ontology annotation, molecular function: protein binding; phosphatidylinositol binding. Gene Ontology annotation, cellular component: mating projection tip. The coding region runs from base 1 to 2199 and encodes 732 amino acids. The transcript has 6 exons.
AUGGUAGAGCCGCUCCCUCUGCGCUACUUGUCGGCCUACCACGGCGCUUGCCGCCACCUCUUUUGUUUCUUCUUCACACCAGCCAAUCCUCUCUCUUCACAUCUAGCUAACUUCUUGACAGCCGGUAAAAAACGAACACCGUCGACCGAUCGCCCCAAAAACUCGUCGCCUGUCCCACCCCUGGGCAUAGCUUCGCCUUUGCGCAGGCCAUCUUGGAAGGAAAUUUCUCUUCCCUGCUUGCCGGCUUCUUCCCCAUCGGCGCGAAACGCUUCCAUACUCUCAUACUGCCGCAAGGAUGAAGGUGCGUUUGCCUACCUACACCAAUCUCCCCAGCCCCGCGUCGCGCUUCCCCUCCGCGCCGUUCGCCGCGACUGCGGUUUUCGCCCAGGCUGUCGCUGGUCUUCGCGCUGUGUAUUGCUCGUCCUGGACAGCCAACUGCCGGCCAACACGGCGCGGCGCUCGAGUGCUUCUGCUCAUGCCAAGCUGCGCUCAAACAUGACAUCGGCCCUUCGACGAUCUAUCAAAGGCGACAAGGACAAAGGCCAGAAUGUCGCUGUUAUGCCAAAGUCAGCCGUCGCCAUUGUUCCUCCGAAAAAGGUUAUUCGAGCACUAUACGACUACACAGCUCGCACCCCGCAGGAGUUGAGCUUCUCCGUUGGUGACUUCUUCCACGUCAUCGGCCGCGAGGAUGACCCUGACUGGUACGAGGCAUGCAACCCAGCCCUGCCAGAUGCGCGUGGCCUGGUACCUGUCGCCUUUUUCCAAGCUCUUGGACGAACCGAGCGAGACAGCGCCCAAUCUGAAGGAAGCGCUGUUCGCCCCCCCACAGCCAACAAGACUCCGGAUCACGACUCUGGAUACAGUGACGCCUCUCCGACUUCUACCGCCAAGCCCGCCCAGCGCCUCUCCAAGUCUGGCGGCAAGGGCGGUGCCAUGGUCUACGGCAUUGUCAUGUACGAUUUUGUCGCCGAGCGAGCAGACGAACUCAACGCCAAGGCCGGCGAGGCCAUCAUCGUCAUUGCCCAGUCUAACCCGGAGUGGUUCGUAGCCAAACCCAUCGGCAGACUAGGCGGCCCAGGCUUAAUCCCCGUUUCAUUUAUCGAAAUCAGAGAUAUGGCCACUGACAGGGCCAUUGUUAACCCCGGUGACGCGAUCAAGCAGGCCGGCGUCCCCCGUGUUGAGGAAUGGAAGAAGAUGGCCGCCGAAUACAAAAACAGUAGCAUUACUCUCGGAAAGUUUGAGGCCGGCCAGCAACAAAUGGAACAGGGUAUGGACCGCCUUAGCCUGCAACAGCAGGCCGACGCUCAAGCCGGCCAACGUUCCCGCAUCCAGUCGACCCAACAGGCAGCUCGCCACGUCAGCAACUCGACAUCCGAUCUCUACGCCCCGAUCCAGGCUCGAAUUCCCCGAUACUGCUUCGCCGAGGACAAGUACUGGUUUGUGAUUGAGGCCAUGUUAGAGGACGGCCGACACUGGGAGCUGUCGCGAUACUACGAAGACUUUUACGACUUCCAGAUUGCCCUACUCACAGAAUUUCCCACCGAAGCUGGCAACACAGGCUCACAAAAACGAACACUGCCGUACAUGCCCGGACCUGUCAGCUACGUCACUGAUGCCAUUACGGAAGGUCGCUUGCAUAACCUAGACGCAUACGUGAAGAACCUGCUCGGCCAGCCCCCUUACAUCUCUCGAUGCACCUUGGUCAAACAAUUCUUUGCUCCCCGAGAGGGUGACUACGAAAUGGACGGCCCCUCCAACGACCAGGAAUAUAGGGACUCGCAAGAUUCGCCCCAGUCGUCGUCGGGAUCGCCCAGCAAUGGGGACUCGAGACUCCAAUCGAGGAAUAACGUCAGUAGUAGCGGCUACGGUGGACUUCCGUCGGCGCCACGCCAAGCGAGCGGAUCAGGGCCAGCCGGUCAAGCACAACAACUUAUCAAGGUCAAGAUGUACUACGGUGACGAUCUUAUUGCCCUACGAGUACCCCGAGUCGAUACGCGCAUGGACAAGGACGCCCAGUUCAAGAAGCUCCAAGCCGUAAUUGCGGCCCGCCUGGAUGUGUCCGACCGAGACGAGCUUCAACUCUGCUCCCUCAACGAACAGACGAAACAGCCAAGCAAUUUGAUCAGCGCCUACGACCUUGACUCUGUUCUUGGCAAGUCGGACAAGCUUCUACUGCGCGCCGAGGUGCUGCGCGGCUAG